Messenger RNA from Symbiodinium natans, 1107 nucleotides. NCBI's taxonomy places the organism in Eukaryota, Dinophyceae, Suessiales, Symbiodiniaceae. The record is from the annotation of a GenBank genome assembly.
AUGGACAUUGCCGUGCACAAAGGGAAGGUGGAUUUUGUCAAGGCCCUCCCGAGCAUGCUCAGCCACAAGAAGACGGAUUCAGAAGGCAAGACCCUUGGCAAGGUGAGGCUGCCUGAGGGUGAGCAAACGGAGUGCCGCCACCUCCAAAUCGCAGCAGAGAAGAGCGAUCAUGAGAGCUUGAAGGCACUACUGGACAACCCAAAGUACCGCAAGAUGAAGGACAUGGAAUUAGACGACCACGGUCGCACGGCCCUCCACUACGCAGCAGAGAAAGGCAACCUGCCGUGCCUGGAGGUCUUGCUGGAGAAAGGGGCAGACAAGGAUACGCAAGACAAGCAUGGCAGGACCGCGCUCCACUUGACGGCCGAGAACGGGCAGCGAGCGUGCUUGGACUUGUUGCUGAAGAAGGGCGCAAAGAAGGACGUUAAAGACGAGAUCGGCCGGACUCCUCUCGCAGAAGCGGUGCUGGCCGGGCAGAAGCUCUGCCAGCAGAGCCUUGAGAAAAGCGGCGCGCAGAAGGACAUGGCUUUGGCUGCCUUAAAUCAAAAGGAUGAGGACGGCCAUACGAGCCUGCAUGAGGCGGUGCUUGCGGCGGAUGCGGGCAAAGUGGAGAGACUCAUCGCGUUUGGUGUGAACAAGGAAGACGAAGAAAGAGGCUAUGUCCAUCUCGCAGCUACGAACAACUGCGUGGGGUGUUUGGAGGUGCUCCUCAAGGCUGGAUUGAACAAGGAUGCACAAGACGAAGAAGGCAGGACCGCGCUCCACCUUACGGCCGAGAAGGGCCACCUCGAGUCCCUGAGCUUGCUGCUGAAGAAGGGCGCGAGCAAGGAUGUGAAAGACAACAGCGGCCGGACACCUCUUGCUGAUGCCGUGCUGGCCGGAACGGAAGACUGCCAGAAAGCCCUCUUGGACUCGGGCGCCAAGCGGGCCUUGGCAAAGAACGCCUUGGAGCAGCUGGACGAUGAAGGCAGUACGAGUCUACAUCAGGCCAUGAACGACGCGGACUCGCACAAAAUGCGGAGACUCAUCGACUUUGGUGUGAGCCAGGCAGGGACGGCUGCAGGUAUCCAGACUUCGGCCGUCGUCUCAAUGAGCAACGAGGUUUAG